Styela clava is the source of this 920-nucleotide messenger RNA. RefSeq lists its product as uncharacterized. NCBI's taxonomy places the organism in Eukaryota, Metazoa, Chordata, Ascidiacea, Stolidobranchia, Styelidae. The record is from RefSeq and is a predicted model, not a curated record.
AUAUUAUAGAUCUGUUACGGAUAUCUGUUUCGUGAUUAUAAUGGACGUGAUUGCAAUAACAAUUUUCUUUGGUCUUCUUUUGGUUGGCUCAUCACGAGGAAGUAGCCGAAGUAUUGAAUGUGCAGAGUUUGAUGGGGAUAUUAUUCCGAUAUUUAGUAAGGACCAAGAAGAGAAAUCUUUACUGAAUGGAGAAUCUGAUUACGAGGCGCCUGUAAUUAUGGAUGCAAUAAACGACAUUGCUGCAAAAGUGGAUCUGGUGAAUUCAAGAGUAGACCGACUCCUUGACCAAUGCAGGGCUCCGAUUAGAGAGGAGGAAGAUCCCAGUUUACAUGUCGCUUCAUCAGGCGAUUGCGAAAUCGAAGAUUUUGGCCUUUGCUUUUGGCUUGAAGCAUUAAUUCCCGAAACGUUACAAUGCUGAAUGCAUGGGAGUUAUGUGGUAAGAGACCUGGUGGGCGCCCGGCAAGCAUUUACAGUGCGGGACACUACAUAAAAAUACUGCAACUUAUGAGGUCCAAGAUCUUGCGACCGAAGUUUUACAUUUAUAUCUGGCUUGGCAUGAAGAUCAAUCAAUGGAGCAAAGUUGUGACUACAUUGGAAGGAACAAAUGCUCCUUUUGUAAGAUGGUACGCACCUAUGUAUCCCAUCAGGAAUUCAAGAUAUACACAGAUUUAUCUCUACGCUGAUAUUACAAGAAAAAAUGGAUUCAUGAACUUUGACCCCGUGAAAGCUACCAACGGAAUUAUGUGCGAGACCAUGAUUUAGUUUGCUUUCUCAUUAUUGCCACGCCAAUGUUUGAUAUAAAGCAGACUUUUGUUUGAUUGUAGUGACAAAAGGGGGCUCUCGAAGUAUGCGAACCAAGAUGGCGGACAUCGGAAUGUAAUAUGUGUACUAGGUUAGGGUUAGGCCAUAAUUUUAGGUAU